AUGAUUGCAAGCGAAAGUAUAAAUGGUCUUCACCACAGUCAUCAUCAUCAUCGCCAACAUCAAGGUUCACAUGGGUACGAUAAAUCUAUAUUUAAAAAGGUAGACCAAGUGGCAUCUGCAGAGUACGAAGAGCAAAACUUGGCACACGUUGAUGUUCUAUCGAACGAAAAUGUCAAUGUCAUGGCGAAUUCUACAAAUUAUAGUACAAAUUUAACGGAAGCAUACGCGAAUAAAUCGUUUUUAUCUAAAGUAAAUGAAUUAAGCUGCAAAAUGGAAGAAAUGAAGAAACAUCUAAUUCCAAGUCACCCUAGUGAGGAAGUUAGGGGGUUUAUGCAGAUUUGUGUUGACGAAAUAAUAAAAUCAGCUGUUUAUGGUGGAACUACGCGUUCAAACAGAGUUGUGGAAUGGCAUUCUCCUGAGGAUCUGAAGCGACUAUUUGAUUUCAAAUUAAAUCAGGAUGCUGAAUCACAUGACAACCUUUUUUCAAUAAUAAAAAAAACAAUCGAAUAUUCAGUGAAGACGGGUCAUCCGUAUUUUAUUAAUCAGUUAUAUUCUGGUGUGGAUCCAUAUGCACUAAUUGGUCAAUGGCUAACAGAUGCACUAAAUCCUAGUGUAUAUACAUACGAAGUUUCUCCAGUUUUCACAUUAAUGGAAGAAGAAGUGUUAUCUGAAAUGCGUCGAAUAGUUGGAUUUGCCAAUAAUGGUUACGGUGACGGCAUAUUUUGUCCUGGCGGAUCUAUUUCGAAUGGCUAUGCAAUAAGUUGUGCUCGAUACAAUAAAUUCCCCAACACAAAGAUAAAUGGACUUUUUGGAACUAAGAGACAAAUAAUUUUCACAUCAGAGGAUUCACAUUAUUCUGUGGAAAAACUAGCUAUGUUUAUGGGAUUUGGAAGUGAAAAUGUGUGCAAAAUAAAAACCGACACGUGUGGAAAAAUUGACACAGAUGACUUGGAGGCCAGAAUACAACAAUAUAUUCGAGAAGGCUGCGAACCACUAAUGGUAUCAGCAACCGCUGGGACAACUGUUCUAGGGGCUUACGAUAAUCUGGAAAAAAUUGCCAAGUUGUGUGAGAAAUAUGCAAUAUGGAUGCAUGUAGACGCCGCUUGGGGAGGAGGCGCUUUAAUGAGUCAAAAAUAUCGCCGACUUUUAAAAGGCAUAGAAAGGGCCGAUUCUGUCACGUGGAAUCCCCAUAAAAUGUUAACAGCGUCGCAACAGUGUUCAACUUUCUUAACCAAACAUAAAGAUAUUCUGAGUAAAUGUCAUUCUACUAAUGCUACAUAUCUUUUUCAAAAAGACAAAUUUUAUGACACAAGUUACGAUACUGGUGAUAAGCACAUUCAAUGUGGUCGCAGAGCUGACGUUUUUAAGUUCUGGUUCAUGUGGAAAGCAAAAGGCACAUAUGGACUUGAACAACAUAUUAACCAAAUAUUUCGUAUGGCUGAAUAUAUAACAAAUAGCAUCAAAAAAAGAGAUGGAUUCGAACUAGUUUUGGAAAAUCCAGAAUGUACUAACAUUUGUUUUUGGUAUGUGCCGCCCAGUUUAAGAAAUCGGGAUAAAGAUUCCACGUAUUAUGAACAAUUACAUAAAGUUGCGCCAAAAAUUAAAGAAUCUAUGAUAAAAAAGGGUUCAAUGAUGGUCACAUAUCAGCCACUGCGAAAUUUACCGAAUUUCUUCAGAAUAGUGUUGCAGAAUUCAUGCCUCAAUGAAGAUGAUAUGGAUUAUUUUCUAGAUGAAAUACAUGCUCUUGGCAAAUUGUUAUAG
Molecule: messenger RNA, 1761 nt
Organism: Musca vetustissima
Lineage: Eukaryota; Metazoa; Arthropoda; Insecta; Diptera; Muscidae
Gene: black
Product: cysteine sulfinic acid decarboxylase
Exons: 4
Coding region: 1-1761 (586 amino acids)
Biological process (GO): carboxylic acid metabolic process
Cellular component (GO): cytoplasm
Molecular function (GO): carboxy-lyase activity; pyridoxal phosphate binding
Source: RefSeq, a predicted model, not a curated record